UCCUCAUUCCAAAACGUGUACUGUAUAUCUCAACAUCGUUUGAGGAAAAUAUAAGCGCUUCAUUGAUGCAUAUCUUGCCAUCAUUGUUGUCCGUAUGUGUGUUUAAGUUUUUUUUUUUUUUUUUGUUAGUCAGUUUCCCCACAUGGAUUGUAUAUUUCAAAUAUAGUGCAAAUUAAACUGCAGGAUUGAAAAAAAAGCAUGGCCACUGGACCAAACCCUAGCGGCCGUUCAAGGUUUGCAAAACUCGGAAUGGCAAUAAACGAAGAACUGACCCAGGCCUGUAGAGACGUCUUACAAAUGGAGGUACCUCCUGGGCUUGUCUACAACAAAGUGAAAGCAUCAUCAAUUUAUAAGAAUAUACGUCCAGAGCAAGAACUUCGUCUUAUAGGUGCCAAAACUGAUGGUUAUAAAGAAUUUGAUAUUACAUUGUUAUAUACACUGAUAAGAAACAUAUGUACAAAGAUUCCUCGUCCAACAAAAGGUUGGGGUGGGAACACGAUGCCGUCCGUAGGAGAAACAACGAUCGGCGAUGACGUUGAGAGGAUCAGGAUGAUAAGAAACAACAUGUUUGGACACAUUAGCUCGGCUUCUACCUCACAGACAGUGUUUGAUGACACGUGGUCAAUCAUAACUGAUAUCUGCCAAAGACUGCAAACGUACACAAACAAAGACUACAUGUCUGGACUGAGUAAUAUUCAAAGUCAGGCCUUAGAAGAGGAGUACGAAACAACAGUCAUAGAAAAACUUAAGGAAGAUUAUAAGAAUAACCAAUCUCUAAUGGAAAAGUUAUCUUCUGUGGAACAGGACGUGCUUGAAUUGAAAACAAAAUCAGAAAACAAAGAAAACACAUUGGUAAAAGAAAUUCUCAAGAAUUGGCGAGAAGACGAUAUUGCCUUCAUUCCUACAAGAGCAAGUGAAGUGGUUCAAGAAAAGCUUAAAAGUCAUAACCUUAUUACGGUGGUUGGAAAUUCUGGGUCAGGAAAAUCUGCAAUCAUUCAGCAUAUUGCACUUAUUCUUAAAGAGCAGGGAUGGAAUAUCAUACCGGUGGAUAAGGUGAAAGAAAUUAAAAAGAUCUGUUCAACAAGAGUCUCAGAAAAUCGGAUAUUAUUUGUAUUCAAUGAUCCUCUAGGUAAGGAAUCCUUAGAUGAAAUUUUAUAUAAUUCAUGGAAAAAUUUAGAGAAAACGCUAGAGAUUUGCUUGAAGAAAAAUAAACUAUUGUUAUCAUGUAGAAGGUGCGUCUUUUAUGACAAGAGAAUAAAGGGUAAUUUAUUGGACGAAUCCACUGCAAUAGAAAUUGACAGCAAAGAACAUGGACUGACUGUUAAAGAGAAAAAAGCGAUUUUAAAUCAGUAUUCACAGAAUCUGAAAUUAUCCGAGGAGGUUGUAACGGAAAUAGUUAAAACAGAAGCUUACUUCCCAUUGCUUUGUAAGCUUUUUUCGAUGGAGACAAACUACAAAGAAAAAGGUGUUGAUUUCUUUAAAAAUCCGUACAGAUUUAUUAAAAAGGAAAUAGAAAUUUGGAAAAAAACAGACAAAAAAAGAUUUUGCUCACUCAUCUUGAUAGUAGCUUUUAAAAACAAUUUAAAAAUCGAUGCUUUUGUUAAAAAUGAUAUUUGUUUGAUAAAAUUUAAGGAAGUUUUAGGAAUGUGUGAGUUACAAGAAAAUACACACAUAUCAGUAAUUCGUAGUACUCUACAUGAACUGAAAGGAUCUUAUGUCAAACGUGUAGGAAAUUCUUUCCAAUUCUAUCACGACUUUAUUUUGGAGAUAACAACUCUGGUGUUUGGUGUUGAUUGUCCAAAAGAGACAAUACAGUACGCAGACAGUGGUUUUCUGAGACGUCGGGUGAGGAUAGAAGACGAUACAGAAGAAGAAUCCCGCAAUCCCUUCACUGUUUACCUUCCUGAAGAGUACAUUGAUGAUCUUGUGGACAGGUUUAUCAUUGACAUGCAAACAGAACACCUUAUAGAUGUCUUACACAAUCCAUGUUUGAGGAAAGAGAGUGUGAUCAAUUCUUUCAAGGAAAAAGUGGAUUCGUUUGAAAAUCUUCUUGUAAAAAUUAAGUGUGAAAAAGACAUAUCGGAAUUUCAAAGUUCAUUUGAAAGAUCUUUUUUCACAAGACUUGAUUUCCUUUAUUCAUUUGAAAGUGAAAUAUGCCCUUUAGUUGGUCUUACUGUAUUUUGUCAUUCUGACAUUUCUUCAUUUUUCAUAAAAAAAAUCCCUGAAACAAAGCUAAAAGAAUAUCAUAUAUUUACUGCUAUAUGUGCGAAUGGCGAUUUAAAUCUACUAAAUUCUCUCAGUGAAGAAUAUAAAAAAACAGCAAUGAUGGAAAUAUGGGAUGUCUUUUUACCAAUUCAUGUUGCUUCAGUUUUUCAUAACUUUUCAAUAGUAGAGGAAUUAUUACGACUUGGUGCUGACGUAAAUAAGUUAACAACUGGAGACCUGUGGAAUCCGUUAAUACUUGCAGCUGCAAAUGAUGAAGAGCAUUUCAAAGAAACCAACACAAAAACUAGAGAAAGACGUGAAAAUACAACUAUAUCCUUACUGAGCAACAGUGAUAAAAUCAAUUUAUGUGAUAUAAAGAAUGGAGAUAGUCAUCCUUGUAAGGCUUAUUACAGAGGGCGUGAUAGCACGCCUCUUUAUAUAGCUUGUCAAAAUGGACAUGAAAGCACGUUACAACUGUUACUGAACAACGGUGCUGACAUCAAUUUAUGUAAAAAUGAUGGAGCCAGUCCUCUUUAUAUAGCUUGUCAAAAUGGACAUGAUAGCACGGUACAACCGUUACUGAACAAGGGUGCCGACAUCAAUUUAUGUGAGAAGAAUGGAGUCAGUCCUCUUUAUAUAGCUUGUCAAAAUGGACAUGAUAGCACGUUACAACUGUUACUGAACAACGGUGCCGACAUCAAUUUAUGUGAUAAUGAUGGAGCCAGUCCUCUUUAUAUAGCUUGUCAAAAUGGACAUGCUAGCACGGUACAACUAUUACUGAAUAACGGUGCCGACAUCAAUUUAUGUCACAAGGAUGGAGCCAGUCCUCUUUAUAUCGCUUGUCAAAAUGGACAUGAUAGCACGUUACAACUGUUACUGAACAACGGUGCCGACAUCAAUUUAUGUAAAAAUGAUGGAGCCAGUCCUCUUUAUAUAGCUUGUCAAAAUGGACAUGAUAGCACGGUAAAACUGUUACUGAACAACGGUGCCUACAUCAAUUUAUGUAACAAGAAUGGAACCAGUCCUCUUAAUAUAGCUUGUCAAAAUGGACAUGAUAGCACGGUACAACUAUUACUGAACAACGGUGCCGACAUCAAUUUAUGUGAUAAUGAUGGAGUCAGUCCUUUUUAUAUAGCUUGUCAAAAUGGACAUGAUAGCACGGUACAACUAUUACUGAACAACGGUGCCGACAUCAAUUUAUGUGAUAAUGAUGGAUUUAGUCCCCUUCAUGUAGUUUGUAACAAUGGACAUGAUAGCACGGUACAACUGUUACUGAACAACGGUGCUGACAUCAAUUUAUGUAUCAAGAUUGGAGUCAGUCCUCUUUAUAUAGCUUGUCAAAAUGGACUUGAUAGUAUUGUACAACUGUUAGUGAACAACGGUGCCGACAUCAAUAUAUGCAACAAGAAAGGAAUCAGUCCUCUUUAUGUAGCUUGUCAAAAAGGACAUUAUAACACAGUACAACUGUUACUGAACAACGGUGCCGACAUCAAUUUAUGUAAGAAGAAUGGAGUCAGUCCUAUUUGGAUAGCUUGUCAAAAUGGACAUAAUAGCACGGUACAACUGUUACUGAACAAGGGUGCCGACAUCAAUUCAUGUAAGAAUGAUGGGGUAAGUCCUCUUUUUACAGCUUGUCAAGAUGAACAUGAUAGCACGGUACAACUGUUACUGAACAACGGUGCCGACAUCAAUUUAUGUGAUGAAAAUGGAGCCAGUCCUCUUUAUAUAGCUUGUCACAAUGGACAUGACAACAUAUUACAACUGCUACUGAACAAUGGUGCCGACAUCAAUUUAUCUACGAACAAUGGAGCCAGUCCACUCUAUAUAGCUUGUGAAAAUGGUCAUGAUAACAUGGUACAACUGUUACUGAACAACGGUGCCGACAUCAAUUUAUGUGAUAAUGAUGGAUUCAGUCCUCUUUUUAAAGCUUGUCAAAAUGGACAUGAUAGCACGGUACAACUGUUACUGAACAACGGUGCUAACAUAAAUUUACGUGAUAAAGAUGGAAUCAGUUCCUUUUAGGUAGCUUGUGAAAACCUCACAUUCCAGCACAAUUGAACCUCUAUUAAAUUCAGGUGCUGAUGUAAAUUUAUGCAAUAAAGGUCACUGCAGUCCAUUGUACCUAGCAUGUCUCAAGGGUGAUGACAGUAUGGUUAAACUUUCAUUGAACAAAGAUGCAGACAUCAAUUUAUGUGACAAUGUGGGAACCAGUCCACUCUACAUAGCCUGUGAAAGUGGACAUUACAGCACGGUCGAAUUAUUAUUAUUAAGAAAUGAAACUCGUGUUAAUUUAUGCAAUAAAGACAAUAAGAGUCCACUGUAUAUAACAUACUUAUAUGGACAUGACAGUAUCGCUGGACUUUUACUACAAUUUGGUGCUGAGUUUUUAUUCUGAAGAUGGAAUCAAUGGUUUCUCAACACCAAGUGUGUUCACAAUAUUUCUGAGAUAUGGGGCAAAAAUAAAUUUAAGCUUUCAUAAGACCUUGCAAAAAUGUUAGAAUGCUUGGAAAUCGUGUUUUAUAUUUAGUUUACAAAUAUUUAUUGCUUUUAAAAAUUUGUGUGGAUUCUUUUUUUUCUUUUGAAUUUAGUAAUUAUUGCAGUACUGUUAAUCGCCAAAUUUUCUGUGACAAUUGAUUCUUUUGAGAUGGAUACUGAGUAUGUAAAAGCGAGAUGAAGAUAUUGCACUUAAAAGGAUUUUUUUCUCUAGAGUUUUUUUGUUGUUAUUUAAUAGUUAUACUUUUAUAUGCAAUAAUUAUUUUAUUUUUUUUAUUUGUAAGAAAUCACAAAAAAGUUCUUUUCAAUAAAAAGUUUACGUAUUCACAGACAUUUAUUUAGCUAACUUAGUUUUUAUGUCAGAUGGCUUUCUUUAUUAUAUUGUACUACUACUAUUUAAAGGUUUAAGCUAUAAAAAAAUCAUUCCAAUUAAGCGUCUUGUUUCAAGAGAGCAAAGUCUUCCGGCUACAUAAAUCUUUUUGUUCUUGUAAGCAGCAAGGGAGCAGUCGUUAUUUGAUAUAAAGCUAAACCAUAGCACUGUGUUUUUGUAAUAUUUAAAUUUAUUGUGUCAGAUGAGUAAUGAUUAUUUAUUUGGGUGCAAUUAAGGGCUUUAUUUAAAAAAAUCUUAACUAUAUAUAGGUGACACAUGUGUUCGAACUGUUAUGUUUUCAACAUAUAGUUAUAUUCUGUUGAUUAAUCGAAAUUCGUUUGAAAAAAAUUAUUUAAUUGUAUAAAGAUUAUAUGUUCGGGGUGGGUGGGGGGUUAUUUAUCAAAUAUUCCUUAAUAUGUACAGAUCAUCACGGCAUGUGUCUUUUAAGCCCCUGAACAACAAUUAGCCGAAGAAGGUACGCAAAAUUCUAUGAAAUAAAAAUUCUCGUCACAGACACAUUUCUUUUUUUUAAUGCAUGUUUUGCAAUUGUCGAUAUAUAAUUGAUUUCUUUUUUUUUCUUUUCUUUUCUUUUUUGAAAUUGAAAAUGUGUGCACAUUUAUUAAUUUUGUGUGUUGAUUUCAUUUAUAGUGCUUUGAUUUAUAUUGUGCAUUGUUUGAAUUUGAGAAUGUCUGUACAUGUAUAUUAAUUUUGUAUUGAUUUUGUUUGUUGAUUUCUUUUAUAGUGUUUUGAUUUAUAUUAUGCAUUGUUUGAACUUGAAUAUGCCUGUACAAUGUACAUGUAUUAAUUUUGUAUUUGUUUGUUUGUUUGAUUUUUUUAUAGUUCUUUGUUUGAAAUCAUGCAUUGUUUAUUAAUCGUCAUUCGGGAUUAUUCAUUCCGUUUUGUUAGAAUAGGAAGAAUGAAGGAAUGUUGAAAAUAUAUAUGUUUGUGCAAAAUUGUUUCUCUGAGUUAAUCUAAAAUUACAUAUCGACAAUUACAGCACGAUUUUACAAUUGAAUUUGAAAUUUAAAAUGAUGCAAUAAUCUGGCAUACGUUAUUGUGAAACAUGCAAAUUUUGUUUAUGUUUGAUACUGUAUAUAGUACAUGUCAAUAUAUUUUCAAAGUUGUAUGUUAUGCAGUUUUAUAUUGUGUGUUUAUGUGUCAGAAAAUAUAAACUAUCCUUAAAUGAUUUCAUACUGAUUGCUAGAUCAUCAUUAAUACGCUGCAUUAUCGUCCGUUUUUUCAGGCAAUAACUAACAGAGUUAUGCCUUUUGGACUUAGAAAAAAUAUAAUUACUUGGCAGGGAUGGGGAUUGGAGAUGGGUUGUCUUAACUGUUUCACAUACUGCUUGCUAAAGUUUUUUUGCGUAGAUUGUUUUUCUGU
Saccostrea cuccullata (small rock oyster) is the source of this 6448-nucleotide messenger RNA. RefSeq lists its product as uncharacterized. Lineage: Eukaryota; Metazoa; Mollusca; Bivalvia; Ostreida; Ostreidae. The coding region runs from base 199 to 4227 and encodes 1342 amino acids. The transcript has 5 exons. The record is from RefSeq and is a predicted model, not a curated record. Gene Ontology annotation, molecular function: protein binding.